Messenger RNA from Penicillium nucicola, 3291 nucleotides. RefSeq lists its product as uncharacterized. The record is from RefSeq and is a predicted model, not a curated record. Bases 1 to 3291 code for a protein of 1096 amino acids. Lineage: Eukaryota; Fungi; Ascomycota; Eurotiomycetes; Eurotiales; Aspergillaceae. Gene Ontology annotation, cellular component: mitochondrion; cytosol. Gene Ontology annotation, molecular function: metalloendopeptidase activity; metal ion binding. The transcript has 2 exons. Gene Ontology annotation, biological process: peptide catabolic process.
AUGGCUCCAAUCGAGCGCAUUGCAGAGCAUCUGGAGAAGCCAGAGCUUGACGAUCGCUCAUAUCGCGUCAUUCGCCUGCCGAACAAACUGGAAGCUCUACUAGUUCAUGAUCCGGACACCGAUAAGGCCAGUGCAGCCGUUAACGUCAAUGUGGGCAACUUCUCCGAUGAAGACGAUAUGCCAGGGAUGGCUCAUGCCGUAGAGCAUUUGCUGUUCAUGGGCACCAAGAAGGAAAACGCAUACAACCAGUACCUAGCGGCCCACUCCGGCUCAUCGAAUGCAUACACAGCGGCCACAGAAACGAACUAUUUCUUCGAAGUGUCUGCCACGGGCGACUCGAGUCCACCUAAGUCCAGCGGAGAGAGUACCCCGGCCGAGACAAACGGGAAUGGAACUUUGGUGAAUGGGAGUGGGUUAGAGGGCAAGUCGCCUCUCUACGGUGCUUUGGAUCGGUUCGCUCAGUUCUUUGUUUCACCGUUAUUCCUAGAGUCGACUCUGGACCGAGAACUGCAGGCUGUGGACUCGGAAAAUAAGAAGAAUCUCCAGAGUGACUUGUGGCGGUUGAUGCAAUUGAACAAGUCUCUUUCCAACCCUCAACAUCCUUACCACCAUUUCUCGACUGGUAAUCUGCAGACGCUGAAGGAAGACCCGCAGAAACGCGGUCUAGAAGUCCGCAGUGAAUUCAUUCGUUUCUAUGAGAAGCAUUACUCCGCCAAUCGGGCGAAGUUGGUCGUCCUGGGACGAGAGUCCUUGGACACAUUGGAGGAAUGGGUGGCUGAGCUUUUCUCUGACAUUGAGAACAAAAACCUGGCUCAGAAUCGAUGGGAUGAUGUCCAACCUUUCACUGAGGAGGAUAUGUGCACUCAGGUCUUUGCCAAGCCAGUCAUGGAUACCCGAUCUAUGGAUAUGUACUUCCCCUUCCUUGAUGAGGAGGAUCUCCAUGAUACCCAGCCUAGUCGGUACAUCAGUCAUCUUAUUGGACACGAGGGUCCAGGAAGUGUUCUUUCCUACCUUAAGAACAAGGGUUGGGCCAAUGGUCUCUCUGCCGGGGCCAUGCCCAUCUGCCCCGGAUCUGCAUUCUUUACAGUUUCGGUGCGACUGACUCCCGAUGGUCUGAAGGAGUAUCAGGAAGUCGCCAAGGUGGUAUUCGAGUACAUUGCUAUGAUCAAGCAGCGCGAGCCAGAGCAGUGGAUCUUUGACGAGAUGAAGAAUCUUGCCGAGGUUGACUUCCGAUUCAAGCAGAAGACCCCGGCGAGUCGAUUCACCAGCCGCCUGAGUAGCGUCAUGCAAAAGUCGCUACCUAGCGAAUGGCUGCUGAGCGGAUCCUUGCUACGACGUUUCGAUCCUGCCUUGAUCAAGAAAGCUUUGGAUUACCUGCGCGUUGACAACUUCCGCUUGAUUAUCGUGUCCCAAGACUUCCCGGGUAAUUGGGAUCAGAAGGAGAAGUGGUAUGGCACCGAGUACAAGGUGGAGAAGAUUCCUCAGGAGUUCCUAGGUGAAAUCCAAAAGGCUCUUGACUCGACUGAGGCUACUCGCACUUCCAACGUUCACAUGCCCCACCGCAACGAGUUUGUGCCGACGAGACUCUCCGUUGAAAAGAAGGAGGUUGAUGAGCCAAGCAAGACCCCCAAGCUGAUCCGCCACGAUGACCGGGUGCGUCUGUGGUUCAAAAAGGAUGACCGCUUCUGGGUACCCAAGGCCACUGUUGAGGUGACCUUGCGUAACCCUCUGGUGUGGGCUACGCCUGCCAAUCUUAUCAAGACUAAACUGUACAGCGAGUUGGUGAGAGAUUCUCUGGAUGAGUACUCAUACGAUGCUGAACUCGCUGGGCUGGACUACCACCUGUCGGCUAACAUUCUGGGAUUGGAUAUUUCCGUAGCUGGUUACAACGACAAGAUGUCUGUCCUGCUGGACAAGGUCCUCAACACUAUGCGCGGACUUGUAAUCAACCAAGACCGGUUCAACAUCAUCAAGGAGCGCCUGACGCGUGCAUUCCGCAACGCUGAGUACCAGCAACCUUACUACCAGGUCGGCGACUACACCCGAUACCUCCUCUCUGAGCGCGGCUGGGUGAACGAGCACUACCUCGAGGAGUUGGAACAUGUGGAGUGCGAAGAUGUGAUCAAGUUCUUCCCCCAGUUGUUAGAACAGACCCAUAUUGAAGUUCUUGCCCACGGAAACAUUUACAAGGAGGAUGCUCUGCGCAUGACAGACUCCAUUGAGAAGGUCUUGGGAGGUCGCUCUCUGCCUCCAUCGCAGUGGUACCUGCGCCGGAACAUGACUUUGCCUCCUGGAAGCAACUAUACCUACCCCCGCGCACUCAAGGACCCAGCCAACGUCAACCACUGCAUCGAGUACUUCUUGUACAUCGGGCUGUUCUCCAACGAUCUCCUGCGCUCGAAGCUGCAGCUUUUCGCCCAGCUGACUGAUGAACCUGCAUUCGACCAGCUCCGUAGCAAGGAACAGCUCGGAUAUGUCGUAUGGAGCGGUGCCCGCUACAACGCCACCACCCUCGGCUACCGAGUCAUUAUCCAGAGUGAGCGUUCAGCACCUUACCUUGAGUCCCGCAUUGAGUCAUUCCUCCGCGAGUUCGGUCCCAUCCUUGAGAAGAUGCCCGAGGAAGAGUUCGAGGGACACAAGCGUAGUGUCAUCAACAAGCGGUUAGAGAAGCUCAAGAAUCUGGCUUCUGAGACUAACCGCUACUGGUCGCACGUUGGAUCCGAGUACUUCGAUUUCCUGCAACACGAAACAGACGCCGCCAACGUGCGCACUUUGACCAAAGAAGAUCUGAUUGCUUUCUACCGCCAGUACAUUGAGCCCUCGUCCACAACCCGCGCCAAGCUUGCCAUCCACCUGAAUGCACAGGCGGAUGCAUCCAAGCCAUCCGAGAAGCGAACCAGUUUAGUCACCGCCUUGAGCAAGCAGCUUGAUGUCGCCGGCUUCCAGGUGGACCCCACCCGUUUCGCAACUGCCUUUGAUGAAAUCGAACUGUCAGUGGUGGACAAGAGUCAAGUGAUCUUCGUCCUCCGGGCUUUCCUCACAACCGAGAUGCAAGUAUCCCCACAGCAGGUUGAACCGGUCAUCAAGAAGCUGGAACAAGAUCUCGGGGCUCAAUUGAAGGAAUUGGGCCUGGUGUCCAGUACCGACGAGCAGGGCCCGGCUAACGGCACUGUGUCCAAGACGAUUUCUGUCACCGAUGUGCCUACUUUCAAAGCCAGUCUACCUGUCAGUACUGGGCCUGUUGCUGUGACGGAUCUGACGGAAUUUGAGGAUUUCGAUGCCAAGCUGUAA